AUGAAUGUUGUUCUACGUAUAAAAGGAACAUUUCUAAAUGAAUUUUUAUCAAUUUUAUUAGACUAUUUAAAAACAAUUGGUGUAUUUCCAAAUUCACAAUUAAUUCAAUUGAAUGAAAAAGAAUUUACUGGACCAUUUGUUGCAUCUGUUGUUUUGGCACACAUUAAUUUUUAUAAUCGAAUUCAUUCAAUUGAACAAUUCAAACAUGAUUCAAUCGAUAGUUCGAUUUCAUUCGAAUUUCAUUCAACUACAUUCGAACAAUUGUUUCAUAUAAUUGAACAAUUGACACAAAACACAAUAAAGAAUUCCAAUAUGAUUAUUUGUCAUAUUCUAAAUGUUUGUUUAAGAUUAUUCACAACACAUCUGAAAUUUUUAUGCACGGCAAUAUCAACACUCGAUAGAGAUUUACUAUUGACAAAUGAUGAAUGUAGAAAAGUUGUUCGAACUUGUUCUAUUAAAUCAAAAUUUGAUAUCGAUUUAACAAUAUUUACAAAUGAUAAUAAAUAUCAAUUAUGGUUUAAUUUCUUUUUAAAAUUAGCUUGUAAUAACGAUGAAAAUUUAGAACAAAUAACAAUCUGUCGAGAAGCAUCAAAAGUUUUGAUUUAUAUUAUUGAUAAAAAAGUAUCAUCAUUUACUGAAAAAUUAUCAUUUUUUCAUACCUAUAUUAUUGAAAAUAAAUAUCCUCUUUUGAUUGACCAAUUACUUAUAGAACUGAAAAAAAAUGUAAUAUUAUUAAAUUGGAUUGAAGUUUUAGUCAAUGAUAAUGAUGAUAACAAGUCAGAGAAAAUGAUAGCAUUAAAAAUAUUAUAUUCUUUCAUUGAUAUUUGUUUAAAUGCAUCGAACAAUACAGAUUCGAAACGAAAAGAACAAAUCAAACAAAUACUACUUAUAUUUCAAGAAAUUUUAUUAACUCGAUUAAUCUCACCAAUACAAAUGAAAAAUAUUCAAAAUGAUAAUGAAACUCAAUGUGAACUAACCGAAUUUUGUAUUUCUCAUGGUACUAUAUCGUUUGUGAUAAACUAUCUCACUCAUAUGUUAAAAAUUUGUAUCGAUCAUGAUUUAUUGAAUUCAAUUUUUCUUGGUUUAUGUUUGAUGACACAAACAGAAAAAAUUUUUAAUUUUGUUACAAUUCAACCAAUAUUCACAACAAUAUUGCCAAUAUUGGUAGAAUAUCUAUUAAAAAAUACUAUGAAUCAUGAAUAUUUGACAAAUAAUCUAUAUUCCAUAUGUUGGCUAAUAGGUAAAAUGAGUAAUGUGAUGAUUAUUGGUCCUGAACAGAAUUUAUUAGAAUUGAUACAUAUCGAUAAAUUGAAAUCGCUUCUAUUUGCUGGUGGAUGUGAAAAAAUAAUAAUUGAAAACAAUAAAUAUCUAUCCGAUCUAUACGAAUCGAAUCUUGCUGUGUAUAGUCAAUUUAAAUUGGACAAUGAAAUACAACAAUCAUCAUCAUCAUUGUCAGACGAUAAGUUUUUAAUGUCAAUUUACAAUAAUAUUGAUCAAGGUGCACGAUUAAUAUCAAAAAUGAAAGAACAUAUUGAAGAUAGACAACAAUUAUUAAAAUCAAUCGAACAAGAAUCAAAUGAUGCAUGUGCUGCUUUAUUUGCUGUUUAUAUUAAACAUUAUCGUCGAAUUGAUCUUGCUAAAAGAGAAUUAUUACGAAUGAAUGAUGAAAAACCACAUAAUAAACUAUUAUCAAUAUAUGAAUGUGCCAAUGAUGUUAAAAUAUUAUUUGCUACAAUAAAAGCACAAGGUGGUAAUUUAAAUGAACUUUAUAAACAAAUUAAAAUGAAUACAUUAUUUCUACUUUUAUAUGUUCGAGAAGGAAAUUUAAUUCCAAUAAUUGAAACAGAUGAAGAUUUAUCAUCAUCAUCAUCAUCAUUAACUUUAACAAAUAUACAACCAAAAAAACGAUUAUCAUUUCAACGACAAAUUUCCCGAUGGACAAAAGCAAAAUAUGUUCUUCGUUUACUUCGUAAUACAAUGCAAGCAUGUAUUCGAUUUAAAAAAUUAAUGUUAGCUAAAAAACAAACGAAAUUAAAUCUUAAAAUUGAAAAUAAUUUAAAUCGAUUAAUUGAUACAUUUGUCUAUGGUAAUGUCUAUAAGACGACAACAUUCAUAACAAAUGAAGAAAAUAAAUUAGAAUUAGAUGAACUUUCUCAAUGUAUGUCUAGAUGUUAUGAACGAGCAAUGAUACGACUUAUUACAUAUAGAUUUAGUCAUAAAUUUAUUCAAAAUCUUUUAGAAAUUGAUGAUCAAGAUCGUAUUGUAACAAUUUUAAAUCUUUAUUUACCUCAUUUAAGAAAUUCCGAUUUAGAAUGGUCCUAUGGGAAAAAUAUUCAAGCAACAAACAAUCAAAUUAAAGAACAAAUUCUUGAUACAUAUUAUUCAAUUAUUAAAAGUAUUUUUUCUUUUAUUUUAAAUUUAUUAACAUUAAAACCAAAAUUAUUAGUACAAAAUAUGUUUAAUUUACUCAAUCUAUCUUAUGAAUCAAUUGAUAUUAUUUAUCUAAAUCAAAAUCAAUUUAUUGAAAUAUUAUUUUUAUCAUUUGUUAGUUUUACUCAACAAUCAAAUCAUAUGAUUUCAUUUGAUACUAAAUUAACUGCAUACAAUUGGUUUCGUUUUUAUGUAUUUAAAUUAUGUGAAAAUAUCGAAUUAGAUGAAAUCAAAAGUAUAUCUAAUAAAAUAAUAAAACAACAACAACAAUUUGUCUUUAAUAUUUUAAUUUUAAAUGAAUUAAAAACAUUAAAACAAUUAAAACAAUCAUUAUCAACUGAUAUAGAAAAUGAAAUUUAUAAUUCAAUAGAAAAUAGAAAAUAUUCAUUAAAUAAUGCCGCUAUCGAUUGGUUUAUUAAAGUAGUAACAAUUGAAAAUAAUACAUCUAUUCAUUCACGAAAAUUAUCAUCAAAAUUUGAAAUUGAACUUUAUACAAAUCAAUUAUUAGUAUUUUUACUUCGAUGUAUUUAUUUAUAUGAUAAUGUUCGAUUAAUUUGUUCAAAUAUUGAUUAUAUUGAAGAAUUAUUAUAUAUUUAUCGUAAUAGUCAAAAUUCUAUUACAAUUUUACUUGCAUUAAAAAUUUUACGUAAUUUAAUUUCAUUAUUACCGGAAACAACAAUUAUGUAUAUGAAAAAUCUCUUAGAUGAAUUUUUAAUUUCAAUUGGUAAUAGUUUUAUAAAACAGAAUAUGACUUCAGAAAUAAUUACUGAAUUAAUAAAUAUCUAUCGUACAAUAAUGUCUUUAAAAUCAUCAUGGCAAUUAAUGGCAAUAGAAUUUAUUUGUAAUAUAAUUAUAUCAUGUGUAAAUGAGAUUAAGUUGAAAUCAUUUGAAAUCAUUGAUAUCAGUCAAAUGAAUUAUGUUUUUGCAUCAUUAUGUGUUUUAGGUGGAUAUAUUCAACCAUACUGUUUAGGUUCAAUUGUUAAUGUCUAUCCUAAUGAAGAAAGUAAUGAAUUUGAUCUAGCAAUAAUUAUUGAUAUUAAUAUAGAUGAUGAAAAUUUAAAUUCAUCUGAAGUCGUCUUAUCCUAUUUUAUUCAAUAUUUAAAAACAAAUAAAACUGAAUGGAUUACAGCUGAAAAAUUACAAAUUGAAAUUGAUGUUAUGCCACCAAAUCUAUCCUUAUUGACAAAUAUCAAUGAUGAUAAUCUUAUGUUACAUUCAUUUUUUGAUGCAUUAGGAUAUAUAAUACAAAUCGAUACAUCAACAACAGAAUCUUUAAUAUUAUUAGAAUUAAAACGUCGUUCUAUGUUAACUUUGAGUUAUAUAUUAAAUGAUAAAAAACUUCUUGAAAUUUUCAUGGAAAAACCUUAUGCAUCAUUUAUUGCUAAAUUAUCAAUGUUAGAUUCUUUAUUUAAAAAUUAUUCAUUACCUGUUGAUUUACGUAUAUUCAAUCAAAAACAUUUAGAACAAUAUUGUUUAAGUUUAGAUAAUGCUAUAAGAUUUAAACAAAUUAUAGAAAUAGAAAAUGAUAAUUAUACUAAUAUUAGUAAUAAUCAAAUAUCUUCAUCAAUAACAAUUAUGCAAAUUGAAGAUGAUACUUCAUUUACUAUUUGGAAUCAAGAUGAAUUCAAUCGAGAUCCGUUGAUUGUCAAUGCUUUAUCAAUAAGUUCAUUGAAAUAUAAUGGAUGGAAACCUUAUGCAUCGAAAUCAGAAAUUGAAUUAUUUGAACGCGGUCGAAUUGGAGAUAAAAACUUGAAUAUUUUUUCAAUGCCACGUAAUUUUAUCGAUCCUAGUCUAAUCAAUACAUGUGGUGAUAAACAUCGAUUUAAUGGAAAAAUCUGUCUAACUACUGAUCGUGAGACUGGAAUGUUUCCAACAUUCAUUGUUAAUAAUCUACAAUUAACUGAAGGUAAAUGGUACUAUUGUGUUCGAUUGCCAAUCGGUGGCAUUGUUCAAAUUGGUUAUGCAACGACAGGAUUUACGCCGUUGUCUAGCGUAGGUAUUGGUGUAGGUGAUGAUAAAUAUUCAUGGUCGUAUGAUGGAUCACGUGGUACACUGUACAACAAUGGUGAAUUUAUUGCUUCAUUUGAAGAAAUUCGUUGGAUACAGAAUGAUAUUUGUGGAUGUGGAAUCGAAAUUAAUGAUGAAAAUAUUCGAAUUAAAUAUUGGUUAAAUGGAAAAUUUUUAGGAACACCUUUUGAACAUCAAGCAAAUAUUGGAACAUCGACAAUAAAAUGUAAUAUGUUACCACAUGGUCAUAAAACAUCUUAUUUUCCUGCUGUUACUGUUCAAAUACCAGAUUCAAGCAUUGGUUGGUUUGAAUUUAUAUUUAGUCCAGAUGAUAUGAUACAUUGUCCAUUACCAGAUGGAUAUAAACCGUUAUUAGUACCGAAUUUAAUUAAUAUUGAAAAUUCUAUUGUUCCUUAUCCAAACAAUGCCUAUUUAGUUGGAUUUAAUACUGAAAAUUUUUUUCUUAGAAAACGAAGUAUAACUCCGAAGAUAGUUCUAUGUGAUUUUGUCAAUGAAUAUCAUCUUGAUACUUCAUAUACUCUAGAUGAUUAUCAAUUACUAUUGCCAGAAGAUAGUAAUGGAUUUCCUUUAUCAAUAGAUAGUCAUCAAUCAGCAUUAACUAUUAGUUUCGAUUUUGAAAUUUUAAAUAAAAUUUCAAAUCAAUUAUUUGUAUUAUUUACAUUAGAAACAACUGAAAAUUUUUCUGUACAAAUUCCAUUGAAUAAAAUUGAUCAUCGAACACGAACGGCUAUUGUAAUUUGUUUAAAAGAACAAAAAAUUAAAAUCUAUUUAAAUAAUCUAUAUCAAAUAAUUGAUAGUAAUUUUGAAAUACAAACAAUGAUAAAAUUUAAUUUUCAUAUUUUACCAAAUAUUAGCGCUAGAAUUAAAAAUCUUGGUAUUUGGAAUUAUGAUCUAUGUGAAAAAUAUAUUCGACGUUUAUUUACUUAUGGUCUAUCGUAUGUAGCUAUUGAUUAUAAACAAUUGAAAGAAUAUCGACAACAAGCAAAUUAUUUUAUUUUUAAUAAAAAUCAACAACAAUUUGAUAAUGAAUUACUUGUUGCAUUCAAUGAACCAUUUGAUGAAAAUAUUUGGAAGAGAAAAAAAAAUCAAAUUGAUAUUGAUGAAGAAAAAUAUUUUCGAACAAUUAAUGAAACUAAUGAAUCAACUAUACAAUUAUUUGGUAAUAAAACUUAUCUUGUUCUUGAAAAAUCAAUUCAACAAUGGUUUGAAUAUACAAUUAUACUUGAUAUUUCUUUACCAAAUUUACCAAUAAUUAAUGAACAUAUAACAAUUUUAUCUGUUCAUUCAGAAACUGGAAUUUAUAUUACACCUAGUGGUAAAUUUUGUCUAUUUGAUCAUGGAAAAAUAAUUAAAAGUAAAACUACAUUGAAAUUAAAUGAAUAUAUACGUUUAAUUAUUCUUGUUCAAAAGAAAUCUAUUGAAAUUUAUACUAAUGGAUUAUUACAAAUUCGUUCAAAUAUUGAUAAGGAUCAAUUUUUAUUAAGAACCAAUCGAAUUGAUCUAUUUCGAGAAACAGAUUUACUAAUGAAUACUACAAAAGAUGAUAUAGUUCGAAUUGAAUGUAAAUCGAUUACAUUUCUAAAUCGAUUCAUAGAAUUCAAUUUAAUUAAUCAACAAAUAAAAUCAUCAAAUGAUUCGUUAGUAUCAUUAGUAGCACCACCUUUUUCUUUGAUUGCAUCGAAUUUAAUUGCUAUCGGUUAUAAACAAGAAUGGAUCAAAUGGGCCAUACAAAAAAUGAAUACGACAAAUAGUCAAAUUCUUGAUAUGAUUAUACGCGAAAAUAAAGAUGAAUUUUUAAAAAUUGAAUAUGAAAAUCAACAAAAACAUAAUUUUAUCAUUUUAUCCAGAUUGAAUCCAUCUUUCGUACAAGAAAAAUGGCAUGAGUUAGAAAACAUUCUAGAAUUCAAUAAUGAAAAUAUAAUAACUAUUGGUCAAUUAAUAUGUGAUUAUAAAAAUUCUAUACAAAUAUCAUCAAAUCCUUCAAAUGAUUCAGAUAAAAAUGAACAAGUACGAUUCGAAAAAGAAUGGUAUCAACAAACAGUUCAUGGAUUACAGAUACCAAAUACUAUAUUCGAAUGGAUGAACGAUAAAUCAUCAAGAACAAAUUUAAAUGAUAUCUAUCAACUAUUAGAUUUGAAUAAAUCUGAACAACAAUUUACAAUUGAGAUAUUUGAUCAACAAAAAAUCAUUCAUAAAUCUAUUCAAUAUUCUCAUAAACAAAGUUCACAAAAACAAUAUUUUAAUUCACGUUUUGCCUGUGAACAUGGUUUAAUAUCAAUCUAUGCACGUAAUACUAUUCUGAAUAUAUUAAAAGUUUGGUCAAAUGAAGAUUCAAGUUCAUUUUCAUUGAAAAAAUUUGGCAAUUAUACAUUUAUUGUUAAAUUAUUGCGAUUACUAGAUUAUCAUUAUACAUAUAGAACUACGUAUAUAGAUGAUAAUAUGGAUAGAAUAACUUUUUUAAUUCAUUCUAUUCUUCAAUUUGAAACAAAAGAAUUGAUUAAACAAGCAAAUAUAAAUAAUGAAUUUACUAUUGAAAUAUUACAAAGUAAAGCUCCAUUAUUGUAUGAAUUACAAAAGGAUGUAAUUAUUCAUUUGAUUCAAUUUGUAUUGAAUCCUUCAUUAUUAUUAUUAUUAUUAUGUAACUUAGAAAAUAAAGAAACAUUAGUUAUUGAUGAAGAAACAAUGAUUAAACAAUCAAAUUUAAAUUUCACUUUUAAAAUAUUAAAUCUUUUCGUUAAAUUAGCAACUGAUAAAUCAAUAAUGAAACAAAAUGAAAUUGAUUUAUUUCUUCCACUUGUUUUUCGAACAUCAUUUGUUAAUCUCAUGUUUGAUUCAUUUCUAUUACUUCCAAAACAUCAAUCAAAAAUAUUUGUCCUUCGUCUAUUUGUUACCUUAAUUCAAGCGAGUAAAACUUUCAAUUUAAAUGUGCGAUCACAAAAGUUCCUAUUUCAUUUAUUAAAUGAAUUAUUAUUAAUAACUACACCAAUAACCAGUCCAACAACAAGAACACUACAAACUAUUGUCAUGGAUUUAAUAUUUCUUCUAAUACAAAGACAAACUUCUCAAGAUAUAAUGACAAUAGAACAACAAAAUGAACAAUUUAAGUUCGAAUUAGCUGAAUGUUCACAAAAUUUUCGUGAUCAAAUUAUAAUUAUCAAUAUUAUUGAAGCAUUGACCGAUAAAAGUAAACAUAUACCGUAUCCUAAACAAUUCAUAGAACAAACGUAUGAUAUUUUGAGUGAAAAUCCGAAAUUUACUUCAGAUGAUUUUCAAAAAUCAAAUAUACUUUUUGAUACAUUAGCUGAUCUACAAUUGAUUAAAUUAAUGAAUGAACAUCCAUCAAUGGAUAAUUCAUUUAAUCAAUUUAUCUCUGAUUUACUGACUGAAUCAAUAUCUAAUUCAACAUUUUAUAAAAAUUAUCCAGCAUUAUUAAAUAUACCAGUUAAAUUUAUACAAGUUCGAGCUAAAUUUUUCUAUCAAUUUAAUAUAUUUGUCGAAAAAAUUCUAUCAUUACUCGAUUUUAGUUUAUUACCAAAUCAAAAAAAACGAAAACUUCAAUGGCUUGAACAAUCCUUAAUACAAACUGAAUGUGCAUCUUUUAUUGAAUUACCUGAAGUUAAAUUUGAUACUAUUAAAGCUAGUAUUAAUGAUAACGAAGGAGAGAAUACGAUGUUCAAUCAAGCAUUUCAACAAUUACAUGAAAAUGCUCAUAUAUUAUUUCGACAAAAAUAUGAACGUUUAUGGCGAGCAAAAUAUCUUGAAAUGCAUAGUACUGAUCAAGGUGGACCUUAUCGAGAUUCUAUAACAGCUAUUUGUUCGGAUAUAUGUAGUACACGUUUACCAUUAUUUAUUUUAUGUCCAAAUGGACAAAUGAAUAAUGGAUUAAAUCGUGAUUGUUGGAUACCAAAUGUUUUUCCACCAGAUAAACCAAUUUCAAAUAAAUUUAAAAAACAAUAUCAAUUCAUUGGACAAUUAAUGGGUAUGGCUAUACGAAAAAAACAUUAUUUAAAUUUAAAAUUUCCAAAUUUAUUAUGGAAACAAUUAAUAGGAGAAAAAUUAACUAUGAAAGAUAUUGAAACAAUUGAUAUACAAUCUAUUGUAAUUAUUAAAGAAAUGGAAAUUAAUAUUGAACAAAAUAAAUUGAUUGAUAUUGAUAUUGAUAAUGAUAUGAAUUAUUUAUUUAGUAGUGUUUUAAGUGAACUUCGUUUUGAUGUUAUUAGUUCAUCAGGACAAACCUAUGAACUUAUACCUGGUGGUCAAGAUAUUCCAGUUACAACUAAAAAUUUAAUAGAAUAUUGUACACGUUAUCGUGAAUAUCGUUUAAAUGAAUUUCAUCGACAAAUUGAAUAUAUUCGACAAGGUUUAUGUAGUAUUAUUCCAAGUGAUUUUUUGACAUUGUUUACAGCUGAUGAACUUGAAAUAGCUAUAUGUGGAAAAGGAGAAAUUGAUGUAUUAUUAUUAAAACGAAAUACAAUUUAUAGUGAUCAAUAUAAUGAAAAUUCACCACAUAUUCAACGAUUUUGGACAGUUCUAAAUGAAAUGUUCGAUGAAGAACAAAAGAAAUUAUUUCUAAUAUUCGUUUGGGGACGAAGUACUUUACCAAGAGAAGAUAAAGAGUUUACAAUGAAAUUUAUAAUUCAAACAAUUUUUCCAAAUGCUAAUCAUGAAACGGAUCAAAUGCUUCCAAGAGCACAUACAUGUUUUUUCAUUCUUGAUUUACCUGAAUAUUCAACCAUUGAAAUUAUGUAUGAACGUUUGAACUAUGCUAUAACAAAUUGUUCGAGUAUUGAUGCUGAUGGUAUGAUGAAUGAUGUUCUCAAUCCAGCAAAUCUAAAUGAUAAUACAGAUCUUGUUGAACAGCUACCAACAGUUAUAACAACACUUCUUGAACAGAAUUAUCCUUUAAUUUAA
Molecule: messenger RNA, 9369 nt
Organism: Rotaria sordida
Lineage: Eukaryota; Metazoa; Rotifera; Eurotatoria; Philodinida; Philodinidae
Source: the annotation of a GenBank genome assembly